This is a messenger RNA of Echinostoma caproni, 429 nucleotides long. Lineage: Eukaryota; Metazoa; Platyhelminthes; Trematoda; Plagiorchiida; Echinostomatidae. The record is from the annotation of a GenBank genome assembly.
AUGAAUCCCCAGAAAACCUUGCUGCUGAAGCAUCUACCACCGGCUAAUUUCGAAGCCGUUGAACGAGCCAAACUUCAUUCACUCACACCUGUACUUGACUUUAUUAUUCAGCUUCAGACUGAAGCAUCUCGUUGCAAUUUCGGAGAUCAAUUGCAAAUCCAGCUACGUUCUCGAGGUGAUAUCAAGCGUCGAGUUACGGAAUUCUAUAAACGUCGUGAGGAAAUUUCUGUGACGUAUGAUGGUGUCUUGUGCUACAAUGAUCGCAUGAUCGUAAAUCCGACAUUACGUACUGCUGUUCUCAAUGACUUACAUUCCGGUCAUCUCGGCAUUGAAAAGAUGAAAUCUCUUGCUCGUCUCACAUGCUGGUGGUCUGAAUUGAAUCAUGAGCUGAAUCGUGUUGCUAAAUCCUGUGCUGAAUGUGUGCACUAA